AUGGAACGUCACGAAGCCAUAUCAUACAACUCCUCAACGGAAGUCUACCAAUUUUCCAACAUUCGUUAUGCCCAGCCUCCUGUCGGAGACUUGCGUUUCAGGGCUCCUCGACCUCCACUGACGAACCGAAACGAGAUCCAAAAUGGCUCACAGCCGAGAACCUGCCCCCAAGGAGUUGCUGGAUGGCAAGCCAGAGCAUUCGGGCCAAUUGGUGCCUUUACCAACGGGAAGCCAUUUACUCUCGAAGCCUGGGAACAGGCGAUCCAGAAUUCUUCCAUUCCCCCGAUCGAUUUCAACAAGGCUAGUUCAGAAGAUUGCCUCUUUCUCGAUGUCCACGUCCCUAAGAAAAUCUUCAAGAGCAAGUGUGGUGCUCCUGUACUUGUCUGGAUUCAUGGCGGAGGAUACGCAUUUGGUUCCAAAAACGGCUCUCCGACCCCAGGUUUUGUCCCUUCUGGGCUUCUUGAGCAUGCUAAAGAAUUCAGCGACAAGGGCAUGAUUUUCGUUGCUCUCAACUAUCGACUUGGCGCUCUGGGCUUCCUUUCUGGGCAAGAGGUUCAGCAAGAUGGAGACUUGAAUGUAGGUCUACUAGACCAGCGACUUGCUUUACAAUGGGUGCAAGAUAACAUCCAUCUCUUUGGUGGCUCAAAGGACAAAGUCACCGUCAUGGGUGAAUCCGCUGGUGGAGGCUCUGUCCUUCUCCAUAUGACAGGCCCCUCCAACAGCACAAACAUCAAAGCCCCGUUCGCACAAGCCAUUGUUCAGUCUCCAGCUCUGGUUUCAAACCUUCAAGUUCCAGAGUCUGGAUAUGCCGACUUCCUUUCUCAGCUGAACGUCUCAUCUUUGUCAGAUGCGCGUAAACUUUCCUCGGAGGCUAUCAUCCGCGGCAACGCGGAUCAUCUUGCAUCUGCACCAGACACGACCUACAUUCACACCCCGGUACGAGAUUCGAAGACAGCGCCCGAUACUCUCUACCGAUCAUUCAAAAAUGGAGCGUUCGAUAAGUCUGUCCGGUUGUUGGCUGCCCAUAACAGCUUCGAGGGAAGUUUCUUCUUUGACCCGAAGGUAAAGUCUGAGGAGCAGCUUGAUUCCUGGAUACAGAACUCGCUUCCUGGCUACACCAAGAAUGACCGAGAACACCUGGUUAAAGAUCUCUAUCCUUUCAACCUCAGCCUGGGAGAUGUUGCCCAAGGCUCAAGCCAAAGGGCCAUUUGGGGCGACGCUAUCUUUGACUGCGCGUUCCUUACCGCCCAUGAAGCUUUUGGAGGAAAUAGCUACGCAUACUUGUUUGAUGUUUCGCCAGGAUUCCACACUCAAGACUUGAAGUAUACCUUCAACGACCCUGCCACUCCGGCUUUUCGACCAAUUGCACAGGACAUUUUGCAGCGAGCUAUUGCUAGCUUUACGAUAAACGGAGAGCCAGUAACGAAAUCGAACGGAAUCUAUGAGACCUUUCCCACUUGGGGAAGUGGGAAAUCACUGGUCAGGAUUAACGGGGAUGGCUUCUCGGUCGGAACAAGUGUGGUCAACGAGACUCGCUGCGCGUGGUGGCAGUCAGGCUACGAGUCUGCGAGA
Clonostachys rhizophaga is the source of this 1572-nucleotide messenger RNA. Lineage: Eukaryota; Fungi; Ascomycota; Sordariomycetes; Hypocreales; Bionectriaceae. The record is from the annotation of a GenBank genome assembly.